Molecule: messenger RNA, 3884 nt
Organism: Carya illinoinensis
Lineage: Eukaryota; Viridiplantae; Streptophyta; Magnoliopsida; Fagales; Juglandaceae
Product: receptor-like protein 13
Exons: 8
Coding region: 181-3729 (1182 amino acids)
Cellular component (GO): plasma membrane
Molecular function (GO): protein binding
Source: RefSeq, a predicted model, not a curated record
AACGUGGAAAUAUGAAGUCUUUCACGCGGUUUAGACUUUAAUGCUCUCACUAUAUGAGAUAUUUUUCCUUUUUAAAAGUCUUCCCAACGAAUUAUUAUAUAUAUCAAUAGAAAAAUAGAGAAAAUAAGAGUGAGUAUUUUAUGCCCAACGAAAAACAAGCUGAUUAAUUAACAAGAAAUUAUGAAUCUAAGUGUGCGGCAAUGUUUUCCAGUCAGGAGGCCGUGGUCAUUGGUGAAGUGUUUGAUGUGGGCGUUAGUAAUUUUUGUGCAAAUCCAUGAGCACAAAGGUUGCUUGGAGGAAGAGAGAAUUGGUUUGUUACGACUGAAGGCGUUUCUAAAAUCCCAUUAUCACAUUGGCCAUCGUCUUCCGUCCUGGAUUGAAGAUGCAGAUCAAAUGAGUAGUGACUGCUGUGGUUGGGAGCGAGUCUCAUGCAACUCCACCACGGGUCAUGUCAUUGAACUCUCGCUCCAUGAUAUGAAGCAACAGUACUUUCUUGAAACAAAUGGUUUCUUCUAUUCAAAAGCCACAAUUCGCGAGGAGAAUAUUUGGUUGCUAAAUGUUUCCCUAUUUCAGCCUUUCAAGAAGCUAACAAGUCUUGAUAUGUCCUGCAAUGAAAUUGGUGGUUGCAUAGCUAAUGAAGGUUUUGAAAGGUUAGCUGUAUUGAGAAGGUUGGAGGUAUUGAACCUCGGUUAUAAUUUCUUUGAAGAUAGCAUUUUACCAUCCCUAACUCAACUUUCAUCCCUUACCGCAUUGGUUCUAGCGCGUAAUUAUCAUUUGGGAAAUUGGACAACAGCUGCAGGUUCUAAAAGCUUGUCAAGGUUAGACAACCUGGAGACAUUAGACAUUAGUUGGACUAAUUUCGGCUGGAGCGCCAUAUCGUCGUUGAGUACUGCAGUCAAAUCAUCGUCCCUUAGGAAUCUGAAUCUUGCUAGACUUGGGAUGAGAGGACCUUUACCUGCCCAAGAAUUAUCGGUGUUUGAAAACUUGGAGAGGUUGGAUUUAAGUUGGAACUUUCUCACGGAAGGCUUAACACCCAAAGAAUUCCAUGGUUUGUCUAAACUGAGCAAGCUAAAGCACUUAGAUUUAAGUUGGAAUUAUUUCGGGAAUCAAAUUUUAAGAGUUUUGGGCACCCAGCUCCCAGCCCUCAAGUCUUUGGACCUAAGUCACAACUACAUGGAAGGGCCUCUUUCUAUCAAAGAAUUCCAUGGUUUGUCUAAACUGAGCAAGUUAAAGCAUUUAGAUUUAAGUUGGAAUAAAUUCGGGAAUCAAAUUUUAAGAGUUUUGGGCGCCCUCCCAGCCCUCAAGUCUUUGGACCUAAGUGACAACUACAUGGAAGGGCCUCUUUCUAUCAAAGAUUUGGCAAAUUUAAGUAGGCUGGAGAUUUUAGAUAUGGGUGGAAAUCGCUUGAAUGGGAGUAUUUCUCCAUAUAUUGAGGCAUUAUCUUCAGCGAAGGCUAUAUCGUUAUCCAACAAUUAUUUCAAUGGAGAUUUCCCUACUCAAGAUUUGUGCAGAAUGAAGAAACUUGAAGAGUUUGACAUUUCUCGCAAUGACUUUGAAGGUAUCCUACCUCGAUGCAUAAACAAUAUAUCAUCACUACGAGUGUUGGAUAUAUCUAGUAACCGUUUCAUUGGAAACUUGUCUUCAUCUCUAGUAGCCAGCUUGAAUCCCACAGCUAUUGAGUAUAUUGAUCUUAGUCAUAAUCUUUUUGAGGGUCUGUUCUCAUUCAGCUUAUUUGCUAAUCAUUCCAAGCUUAAGGUGGUUCGAUUUAUGAAUGACAACAACAAACUUGUGAUUGAAACUGAAAAUCCAGUGGGUUGGAUCCCAUUAUUUCAGUUAACGACCCUAGUAUUGCAAAAUUGUAAUCUGAACAAGCUAACUGGAAAUAUCCCCAAGUUUCUCUUUGAUCAGCAUAGAUUGGAAGAAGUUGAUUUCUCUCACAACAAGUUGAAAGGAAGCUUCCCCUUUUGGUUGCUGGAAAACAAUACAAGGCUACAACUGCUAAAUCUUAGAAAUAAUUCUUUUGAGGGUCAAUUUUAUUUACAACCAGAGCACCAUAUUUAUAUUUCUUGGAUGGAUGUCUCAGGAAAUCACUUAGGUGGGCGACUUAAAGAAAAUAUUGGAAAGAUAAUGCCAUAUUUAUAUGGUCUAAAUAUUUCCCAAAAUCAUUUUGAAGGUGAUCUUCCAUCCUCAAUUGGUGACAUGAGUUAUUUGGAAUUAUUGGAUUUGUCUUUUAAUAGAUUCUCGGGGAAGGUGCCAACUGAAUUGGUUUCCAAAUGUACCAACUUGAUUAUUUUGAAUUUAAACAGUAAUAGCUUUCAGGGUGAAAUCUUCUCAAAGCAUUUCAAGUUGUCAAGCUUAUCAGUUCUUCAAUUGAACAACAAUCAGUUCACAGGUACUCUGUCUAGCAUAUUAUCAACUCUUGGACGCAUGUAUCUGUUUGAUAUUGGAAACAACAACAUGUCUGGUACAAUUCCCAGUUGGAUAAGAAACAUAACAGAGCCUGAGGGAGUUCUUGUCAUGAGUAAUAAUUUUUUUGAGGGUCACAUUCCAUGUGGAAUAGAUUCAACAUUUUUAAUAGAUCUUUCUCAUAACUCACUUUCGGGACCUUUACCUUCUUGCUUCAAUGCACAGUCUAUUAUACUUUUGCAAGGGAACAAGCUUACAGGAUCUAUACCAAAAGCUCUUUUUAACUCAUCUUCUCUUUUGAUAUUGGACGUUAGAGAAAACAACCUUUCCGGCACCCUUCCUGUUGAAAUCAGUACAUUUUCUGAUUUAAGAAUACUUUUGUUGGGAGGCAACAAUUUUAGUGGUAUGAUUCCAAACCAAGUAUGUUUGCUAAAGAAAAUAGGCAUAAUGGAUCUUUCAAGGAACUCCUUUUCUGGGACAAUACCGCAUUGUUUUCACAAUAUUACCUUUGGGAAGAUAAAUGCUACUGAUCUUGCCUUUUCCAAAAGUUAUGUUAAUUUUUGGCAAUUUUACGUGGGAGAAACUUCAUCAUAUGCAGGUCUUCUAGUGAGAUCACAUGAUUCGAAUUAUUUCUAUAUAGAUAUGCCAUUGGAUAUUCUAGUUGAGGUUGAGUUUGUAACGAAGUAUAGGUCUAGCUCCUACAAGGGCGGCAUCCUUGAUUACAUGUCCGGAUUAGAUUUGUCAUGCAACAAACUAACAGGUGGAAUCCCAGUGGAACUAGAACAAUUAUCUUCAAUUCAUUCACUAAACUUGUCUCACAAUCAAUUGACAGGUUCGAUUCCGGAGAGGUUUUCCAGUUUGGCGUGGAUAGAAAGCUUGGACCUUUCUCACAAUAGUUUGAGUGGAGAAAUUCCCUCGACAUUGAUUGAUUUGAAUUUUAUGGGAAUAUUCAACGUUGCAUACAAUAAUUUAUCUGGUAAAGUUCCUGAUAUGAAAAAUCAAUUUGGAACUUUUGAGAAGAGCAGCUAUGAAGGAAAUCCAUUUCUUUGCGGACCACCAUUGGAGAAUGGUUGUAGUACCAUAGCAGAAAAGUUAAAUCCAAAAGCAAGCGAGAGGAAAUGGUAUGAGGUAGAUCCUACAGUCUUUUUUGCAAGCUUCUCAGUAUCUUACAUUAUUUUCUUUUCAGUGGUAGCUAGUAUCCUUUAUAUAAAUCCUUAUUGGAGGCAAAUGUGCUUCAAUUUGAUUGAGGAUAUCAUGUACUGGAGCUAUUUUACAGUUUUGACACCCCUAAAAAGGUUGUCAAAUCGACUAUGUCGACAUUAGAUUAUUGAUAUCUCUAGUUCAAAUGGACAUCUUAAUUUAAAGGUAGUGAUGAUAUAUGGUUAGUCGUGUACAUGCAUAUGUAUUAAAUAUUGAUUAUCAAUAUUGGUGGUUGUGCUCUAAUAUUAUGAAUCAAGGAACUCACUUCCCCUCUUUCA